UCUUACCAAGAAACAUGAAGGCUAUAAUCGCUCUUAUCGGAAUUGUGCUGCUCGCCUUUGCUGGAGCGAUGGGUACACCUGUUGUUGUUGGACUGCCUCUUCCGCUGCCAAUUGGCGUGGGAUUCGGAAUACCACCGCCUCCACCUCCGUCAUACGGAUACUAUUCGUACCCACAUCACCACCACCAUCAUCAUAAUCAUGGAUACGGCUAUGACUACGGUUAUGGAAACUAUGGAUAUGGAAACUAUGGAUAUUGAGGAACCACUGACUGAAAUUUAGAAUUUUAUAAAAUUUUAUUUAUUUAACUAUUUAUACAAAUAAAGAAAAAGUUAAGCUAAAUAGCACCUUUCCUUUAGAUGUAGAAACAUUUCAUAUUUAAGUACUAUGAUUAUAUGUAUUUCCUAUGGUUAAGAACAAUGCUUUUUCAAAAAAAAUGUGUAAAGCUCAGCUUGAUUUUUGCAACCAAAUAAACUUUCCCUAAGAAAUUUUA
Drosophila sechellia is the source of this 490-nucleotide messenger RNA. RefSeq names its product prisilkin-39. Bases 15 to 257 code for a protein of 80 amino acids. Lineage: Eukaryota; Metazoa; Arthropoda; Insecta; Diptera; Drosophilidae. The transcript has a single exon. The record is from RefSeq and is a predicted model, not a curated record.